Messenger RNA from Fusarium graminearum PH-1, 1290 nucleotides. RefSeq lists its product as uncharacterized. NCBI's taxonomy places the organism in Eukaryota, Fungi, Ascomycota, Sordariomycetes, Hypocreales, Nectriaceae. The transcript is spliced from 3 exons. The coding region runs from base 1 to 1290 and encodes 429 amino acids. The record is from RefSeq and is a predicted model, not a curated record.
AUGAUUCAAUUCUCAACUCUCUAUCGUGAGGACUGGCGCAGUUUAGCUGGAUGCUUCAAUCUUGUAGCUACAUAUUAUUAUGUUCUGCAGCAAGACAUCGUGCUACAUCUUGCUCAUCUCAUCGCCCCAGAGAUGCACAUGCAAUUGGAGAAGAAGUUUCCCAACUUCCGUUCCAAGCUUGAAAUUGAACGAGCCUUUCACUUUCGCGUCUGGGACACUGGCGAUGAUAACACAUCCCAAGUCCGUUUCCGACCUGCUGCAUGCCAGUUUGUCGAUGAAUUCUUUGAGUGGAAUAUUGACUGCAUUCUACCAAACAAUCGAUAUGAGUACGAGGGCUAUGGUUCUGUAAAUAAUUGUGUUAGGUAUAGCGCAACCUCGACCAGGGACGGCCACCGCUGGUACCUAGGCCUGGUGGACCGUGGCUUACGGCGAUGGGACAAGUACUCUGGGGAAGUUCGCCAGUGUUUGACUCAUCGCCUACAACUCAUCGCAGAGGAGUACCCAGAAGAAUUUGGCGAUCACGUUUUCACGUGCUUACCACAUUGGAGAAGCAAAUACCCUGCACAUGACUUUUUGGGUCUCCGAUUCGAAACUUGGGCUAUCCCUUCACGGUCUCAGGUUGCAAGCGCUAUGGAUCGUCUUGGAAUCCCUGAUUUUGCACGGAAGCUUCCUGACACUUGGAUUUACGAAGAGAAUCCCCUCAGCCUUGGCCCACCAGAAUUCGAUGACGACGAUCUUCCAUUCGAUUUCGAGUUUCGUAUACGCAAGAAGAUCAGAUUCUCUGCCGCUGCAUCUGCCAUUCGAUUCAUUGGUCUGCUUUCAACCACUCAAAGGACGUCAAUCCGCACAAUAGUUCUCCAUGAGGACUCUGCAUACAACGCCGUAUCGAUAUCAUCAAUACCCUCCACACUGUUUGCCACGUUGCUACCGCCGUAUGGGAGGUAUUAUAGCCAGGUGGAAGUAUUGCGGGGCAGGUUCACUUUGGAUGAUGAUUUCAAGAAUGCCAUCGUGCAGUUAGUGAACCAAUCAUCAACCGUCUUCCGAUGUGACUUCGACCCGGGGGUACCUCAGGGUUGCGAGGCUUUCGUGAAUGCCGCCAGGGCCAUCAUUCCGGGUGAUAUUUGGGAGUAUUGGAGCAUAACGGAGUGGCUUGACAACUAUAUCAAUUUAGCUAGAACAGAGGAGGAAAAGGACGCGACACUUCGACAGUAUGAUAUUCAGACAAGCCAAGAAUGCAUCCUGUCAUGGGUAUCUAUCGGGGCUCUAUGGGAAACCCAAGACGAUCGGUAG